This is a messenger RNA of Papaver somniferum (opium poppy), 894 nucleotides long. RefSeq names its product putative Peroxidase 48. The transcript has 6 exons. Gene Ontology annotation, molecular function: heme binding; peroxidase activity. NCBI's taxonomy places the organism in Eukaryota, Viridiplantae, Streptophyta, Magnoliopsida, Ranunculales, Papaveraceae. The record is from RefSeq and is a predicted model, not a curated record. Bases 1 to 894 code for a protein of 297 amino acids. Gene Ontology annotation, biological process: response to oxidative stress.
AUGGGUGGCUCUCAGUUCAGUGGUCUUCCAAAUGGGAAAAUUGUACAAUGUAAAUUUUAUCUCGCUGAUGCAGGAUUCGCCAAUAUGCCGCAGUUUAUUACUCCAUAUCGUGGUGUCCGUUAUCACUUGAAGGAAUUUGGUGGAAAUCGUCCAAAAUGUGCAAAGGAAUUAUUCAAUCUCCGACAUGCAUCGUUACGGAAUGCAAUUGAACGUGCUAUCGAUAUACUUAAAAGACGCUUCACUAUUUUGCAAAUGCAGCCUCAAUAUCCAUUCGAAUCACAAGUGAAAAUUACUGUUGCUCCUGUACUUUUUCGAUUACUCUUCCAUGAUUGCUUCAUUGGGGGUGAUGGACCUUUUUAUCCAGUUCCUACAGGAAGGAGAGAUAGUCUUGUAUCUUUCCCUGAAAUUUCUCUAAUGGAGCUUCCAGCACCAACUGAUGAUCUUUCUGUCAUCCUCUCAAAGUUUCUCCUUAGAAACUUCAACGAACAAGAAACAGUCAGUCAGUUGGUUAACUGCAAAUUCAUCUUGGGACGUGUAAACAACUUCUCUGGUACUGGCGCACCAGACCCAACAAUAGAGAUCGAUUUCCUGAAAGUGAUGCAAGCCAAAUGCAGCGAUGAACGUGAAUUUAUCGAUCUGAAGAAUGAGGGUGCAGCUGAGGCGGGAUUUGGGACACAUUUCUUUCAGGGACUGGUGCAGAAUAAAAGUGUCCUUAGAUCAGAUCAACAGCUUAUGAGUGAGGAAAAAACUGCAACCUGGGUAAGAGCAUACGCGUCAAACAAUUUCUUGUUCAUAAAGGAUUUCUCCAUUGCAAUGAUAAAGCUUUCAAACAAUGGAGUACUCACAGGAUCUUUAAUGGGACAGAUUCGAGUCAAUUGUUCCUCCACAUUGUGA